This is a messenger RNA of Tetranychus urticae (two-spotted spider mite), 2674 nucleotides long. Its product is annotated as ionotropic receptor 93a-like. Lineage: Eukaryota; Metazoa; Arthropoda; Arachnida; Trombidiformes; Tetranychidae. Gene Ontology annotation, cellular component: membrane. Gene Ontology annotation, molecular function: signaling receptor activity; ligand-gated monoatomic ion channel activity. The record is from RefSeq and is a predicted model, not a curated record. Gene Ontology annotation, biological process: monoatomic ion transport.
AGUUGAUCAUGUUGUUCCCAUGUUAAUUGAUAUGAGGCAUGAUUUCUUGCGAAAAUGGGAUCAUAUUAACUUAAUCCAUGAUGACACGAUUGAUGUUAUGGCUCUUCAUGAUCUUGUGGAUGGCCUGAGUGCAGUCCAUGGUCCUGAAAUUAUGCCAUCAACUGUAACAUCCUACCAUAUCGGACUAAGCUUGAAAAAUAAGAUUGAAAUCACUUCAGACUAUCGGGACAUCAAUGACUCUCAAGUAACCUUAUUUUCAUAUGAAAAUGUAAAGACGGACACAUUGGAUUUGAAAGCACAGGUUGUUGAUCAUAUCACUGAUGAGCAUAAAUAUUUUAUUGUAAUAGCUCACAGUAAACAUAUUAAAGAGAUAAUUAAACUGGCUCAUUCAAGAUCGCUGCUUGGAUCUCCUCGUAAAUGGAUAUUCAUUUUCAGUGAUAAUCAAGAGGAUCCAGCUUAUUGGUCUCAAUUGAGUCCAAUUUUGGCAACAACACAGACAGCGAUUGUAAUAAGGGAAGAGUCGGAAUAUGGACGAUGCAGUGAAAUGUCUGAAGGAUGUCAAUUCAGAUUAGCUGUUGAAACAUUGAAAUCUACUUUACGUAAAGUUGCACUAACGGCAGACUAUGAUUUUACUGAUGUAGACAUGAAGAGACGAACUCGAAAUAGAUUAUUGACUGAAAUGAGAUUACAGUUGGGUUCAGAUGAGUCGGUCUCUAGUCGUUAUUGCGGCAAUUGUGAUCGAUACUCAUUGCAAAUGUUUGAAAAGGCCAUCAUUGGAGAGUCAAUAAAGUAUAAACGCAAACCUUAUUCAACUUCUCAUUGGUCGCAAACACAGUUUGAUGAUGAUUUUGAAAGUGGAAUAAAAAUAACUCGAACUGGUGAAUGGACACCUUUUAAAGGAUUGAUCCAAUCUAGUGAUCCAAUACCAGUUGACAUUGUUAAUGGUGGAGGUCAAGUGUACAAAGUUGGAGUUGUUAACCAACGGCCUCUUGUCAAUGUUGAGUUAAUUGAUGGUAAAUGCGUCGUAAAUGGAACUACCAUUGAAUUGUUGACAAUCAUUUCUUCUAGAAUGAACUUUACCAUUGAAUAUGUUUGCUGGUCAGAUGCGAAAGAUGAUAAAAUUGGCGAUUCAAUUUCAGAUGAAGGUUGGGAUGGAUUAUUGGGAAAAUUAGCCGAAGGAAAGGUUGAUUUAGCAGCCAAUGGUAUCUGGCAAACACCUUCACGAAUCAAGUCAUCUGCAUUUGAAUUCUUGUCCGCCUAUGAUGUCGAUAUUGUUUCGUUGGUUGUCAAGAAGCAGCCUGAAGAUGAAAAAUUCCUCUUCAUAUGUCCUUUCACUCUUGGGACUUGGAUUUGCGUAAUUUUAACAAUGAUUGUUAUUGGUCCUGUUUUAUGGACAGUCCACCGUUCAUCAAUCUAUUAUGAUUAUUAUGGGCUUAAUGAUGGUAAAGGUUUUUUCAAGUUAUCCAAUUGCGUUUGGUAUUGUUAUGGAGCGAUGGUCCAACAAGGAGGUGACAUACUGCCUCAAGCAAUCUCUGGAAGAGUAUUGAUUGCCACUUGGUGGCUUUUUGUAAUUGUUACGGUGACAACUUAUUCUGGUAAUCUGGUUGCCUUGUUGACAUUUCCAAAGAUUAUUCAACCCAUCCAGAAUGCAGAAGAUCUUGCAAAUACCUGGGGAGUCUCAGCUGGAGCCGCAGCCUCUGGAGCACUUCAUGAAAUGAUUCAAAUCUUGGAAUACUCGGAGUUAUCUCUUCUUCGGGAUAAAAUGAGUUAUUAUGAUUUUGAAAAGGACAAGUAUAAGAUCUUUGAUGAAAUUUCCAGUGGUUCAUUGGGUUAUUUGAUGACGGAAUAUGAAGCUCGCUAUUGGGUUUCAACUGAAUACACGAGAACUGGCGUCUGUGGCAUGCAUGUAGCUAGAGACGCUGUUUAUCAUACUCCUAUUCACAUGGUAGCUAGAAAAGAUGCCUUUCCACCAUCACUGUUGAAAGAGUUGAAUCGACAAAUGACUUUGCUAACUCGAGCAGGUAUCGCGAUUUAUUGGAGGUUAUGGUAUCAAACACCAGGAAAUGACUGUAUGUAUCCAUUAAUUAUCCAUGCUGGGGAUGUGAAAAAGAUUGAUGUGGUUCACAUGAUUGGUAUCUAUUUGUUUCUUGCUUGUGGAAUCGGAAUUGGAUUUUUAAUAUUGAUUAGUGAAUUUAUCACUAAAUAUUAUAUUUCAUCUGAUGAUGACGGUCUAAAAAUGAAAACUGCUAAGAGACAGUUUUCGGGUUCAUCUGGAAUUCAAGAUGUGCUGAAAAGUAUUUAUACAAGAUAUAAUGCUAAUCCGUCAUACUCAAAAUGGGCAUCGAAUGUUGAUUACUACAACUCUGCAGAAGGCCGUUCAACAGGUGAAUCCAAAUUGGUUAAACUAUCAUUCAACCAUCCAACCAUUAAUCGUGAUACCAAAGAAAGCUUUGCUAGGUCAAAAUGGAUCCAAGGUGCGUCUGCUGUAAGAGCCAAGGCAUCACCAAAUCUCUAUUACGAUCAAUUUGGUCCGAUGUAUCUCAAUCAAAUCAGAGGAAUUUAUAAUGACCCAGACAAUUUUCAAUAUCCUUUUGGUGGACUCAGACCAAAAUAAGCAUUUGAACGAUUAAUUUAAGCACAAUUUAAACGAACAAAUUAAACCUUUUGUUGACAA